UCUUGCAUAAUAAAAUGAGCGGCUAUCUUCAUCAUUUUCCUCUCCAUCUCCAUCGGCGUCGAUGAAAUGAACCGUCUUUUCUAGGGUUUUCUAGGGUUUCCAUUUUCCAUUCAUCACCGAGUGACUCGAAUUAUCCACCGCUCCCUCUCCGCAUCUUCAUGGAAGAUUGGCAGGAGCUCGGCCAGGCCGUCUUGAUCGGCCUCAUCUUCGCUUUCCUCGUCGCCAAGCUCAUCUCCACCAUCGUCUCCUUUCGCGGAAAUCACCUCCGCAUCACCCGUGAAGAUGAUAUCCAAGAAGAAGCGGAUGCUUCGGGGGAUGGCGAUUCUGGGGUGGUUAAAGAGGAUGUUGGGGUUUCAGAGGAUGAGAGUGAUGAGGGCUGGGAGGGGAUUGAGAGCACCGAGCUCGAUGAGGCAUUCAGUGCGGCCACCGCGUUUGUGGCUGCGACGGCUGCUGAUCGGAUGGCCCCUAAGGUGUCCAGCGAUUUGCAGCUGGAGCUAUAUGGGCUUUAUAAGAUCGCCACUGAGGGGCCUUGCACUACCCCCCAGCCUUCGGCGUUCAAGGCUACUGCUCGAGCCAAGUGGAAUGCAUGGCAGAAAUUGGGUGCUAUGCCUCCUGAAGAAGCUAUGCAAAAAUACAUUAUGAUUGUGACUGAGCUAUACCCCAAUUGGGCUGGAGAUUCUAAUAUUAAAGAUAAAGAUGAAAGCACGCCUGUUUCUGUUUCAAAAUCUUCUGAUAAAUCAAGCAUGGGCCCAGUUUUUAGCAGUUUUGUUCAUGAGGAAGAGUCAGAUGAUGCUUUAAAGUUAGAGCCCAUACAUGUUUCUGCUAGAGAAGGGAAAACUCAAGAGUUGCUCUCCUAUAUUGAGAAUGGAAUUUCAGUUAAUAUGAGAGACAGUGAAGGCAGGACACCUUUACAUUGGGCUGUUGAUCGUGGCCAUUUUGAUGCUGUGGAGACUCUUAUUUGCAAAAAUGCUGAUGUAAAUGCGAAGGAUGAUGAAGGUCAGACUCCCCUUCAUUACGCCGUUGUUUGCGAGAGAGAAGCCAUUGCCGAAUUACUUGUCAAACACAAGGCGGACAUAAACAUCAGAGACCUGGAUGAUAACUCUCCCAGGGACAUCUGCAGUUUUCCAUGGCCUUUCAUGAACCUGCCAAUUUGACCACUCUGCAAUACUGCUACAGUAAGAAACACGCAACUUCAACUCAGGCCCAGGGGGUUUUAGUUUGUGCUUUUAGUUGUUUUAUAUGAUGCAUUGAGUGCUGUACCCAAAUAAAAGUGAAAGUUCGAGCAUGGAAAGUAAUGCCUGUAGUAAAACCUUCACUAAGUUAGCUGCAUCUACUAACCCCAACUUCUCAAAGGGCGGGCACAGCCGCCUAAUUCUUCUUACCCACCUGUUAAAAUGGUGAUGGGAUCUGACUCAUCUCUAGUACAUCAGGUUCUUGUUGUUAAUUUAUUUUAUGUUACUUGUCAGAAAAAUUCCUUUGGGUCUAAUUUGAUGGACUGAAUUGCUUGUUA
Messenger RNA from Dioscorea cayenensis subsp. rotundata (Guinea yam), 1510 nucleotides. RefSeq names its product acyl-CoA-binding domain-containing protein 1-like. Gene Ontology annotation, molecular function: protein binding; fatty-acyl-CoA binding. Bases 159 to 1154 code for a protein of 331 amino acids. NCBI's taxonomy places the organism in Eukaryota, Viridiplantae, Streptophyta, Magnoliopsida, Dioscoreales, Dioscoreaceae. The record is from RefSeq and is a predicted model, not a curated record. The transcript has 6 exons.